GAACCCUCAAAUUAUGGACGCAAGGCAGAUGCUCUCUUCUCUGCUGCUUCUCCAUUUCUACGCUCCCAUUCUCCUCAUUGACUCCUAAUUCUCUCUCUCUCACAAUCCUCUUAAAUUCGAGGUAGGUUUUUGCUCUGAAGUCACCGCUUUGAUUGGUAGCCUUGUUUUUAUUAUUUUUUCUUUCGAUUUUUGUAACAUGUUCUACAGGACUUGGUGGUGCUGACUCAUUUUCCUGCUCCUAAUAUUCGUUACGUGUUUGUUCUUGAGUAAUUAUGUUAGUUUUCGGUUUCUGUUUUUGCUGGACUUUGUGAAUUUGGUAGGGGUUGUGUGUUUAAGUUCCGGUAUCUGUGCUUGUUGAUGGGGGAAGUUCGGUUUAUACAUAAGUAUGAGUAUUUGUCUAUCUAUUAUUAUGCUAUUGAUAUGAGAGGUGGAUUUGUUGCUUGAUUGUUGAUGAAGGUGCGAGUAGCUUCUUUUAUUUUAAAUUGCUGUCUUGUGUUUUCCAUGGAAGAAGCGGAUUCAUUGCAUUGCCUGGCCUGGCCUGGCCUUCCAAUUUAAACUCAAAGGAGAUUUAGCGUUUGUUUUUGCUCUCCCGUUAUUGCAGUAAAUUGAUCUCAAGGAUGUAGUGGAUUGAGAUCUUCAAAUUAGUGCUAUAUUUUUUAGAUUUUAUAUGCUCGUUUUGAAUUAGGACACAUGUGAUUCAAGUAUGGGUUUCUCUUAUAUAGUGCGUGCUGUCAAUGCAUUACAUGAUAUUAUAGAUCAUAGAAAAUCGCUUGGGAAGAAUUGGGCUUCGACACAUGUCUUCUAGAUCCAUGUGUUCUAUAUUUUACUAUGUGUUCUGGCUUCCUUUGUCCUUUAAAAAUCUUCUGAUGGUGUUUCUCUUAAUGUUAAAGGUAUUCUAAAGCUAGCAUUUUGUCCUAAACCUGAAUGGGCCAUUCAGGUUCUGUAAUGUUCCUAUAAGAAGUUAACGGAAGAAACAGCUUCUGUUAGACAUUAUUAAUGAAUUUUGAUUUGGUCACAAUUAUGGUUCAGAUUAUAUAUGUGAGUUGAGUAUUUGCCAUUUCCAUGUUGAAGUGCAACAAAAGAAUAAGUUGAAUGGGAAACCUCUGUCCCUGUAAUUAUUUGUUUGAUCGAUUAAUAACGUAGCUUUUGUUCAUUAAAUGGUUGAAAGCCUAUAGUUGUUUGGUUUGCAGUUAUUGAUUAUGGCAUUAUUGAUUUCAUUCCUUCAUACCUAUUUGGUUUUCUUGGUGGUCUCAAUUGAUCUUUUGUGCAGCCAAACAUAUAAGAGAUUGUUUGGUCAUCCCCAUUUUUGUUCUUUUUCUCCUCUGCGGAUUCUUCAAGGACAAGUGUUUUCAGUAAUUUGGGGAACUAAUGAGCAUGCAAUCCAAAUCUAAAAGCGCCAAUCAAGGAGAAGCCAGCUUUUACAAUGUAGAAAAUUCUUCUUCAUGUUUUGGGCCAUGGUGGAAGAAUACUGGAUAUAAUUCCUUCUCCCAUCCAAUGAUGAAGGGAGACGCAUCUGAGACAUCAUCGCUGGAACACUCUGUUGAUGGCCUUUCACAGUCUGAGGGUGCAAUGAAUGAGGAAGAUGACGAAACCAUCAAACAAACAUCGAGUACUGUAUCAGGCCUGACAGGGCGUGAUGGAAAUCCUAGGAUGGAGGAUACAAAUCUGCAGCAAGCUGGAUCUACCACACAACCUAGACCCAACGGUAACCUUGCACAAACAGCACAAUUUGAGCUUGCUGCUCCCUCAAUUGCAUGUGCUUCAAAUCCAUACGAUCCCUACUGUGGUGGCAUGACGGCAGCUGCUUAUGGCCAGCCUAUGAUUCCACAUUUGUAUGAUCCAACACACCAUUUGAGGAUGCCCUUGCCCCUGGAGAUGGCACAGGAGCCGGUUUAUGUGAAUGCCAAACAAUACAAAGGUAUCCUCCGGAGGCGCCAGUCUCGUGCCAAAGCAGAACUCGAAAAGAAGUUGAUAAAAUCCCGAAAGCCAUAUCUCCAUGAGUCCAGACACCAGCACGCCAUGAGAAGGGCCAGGAGUUCCGGGGGACGCUUCGCCAAGAAAUCUGACAAUAACGCUUCUUCUAAAAAAACAGUCGCGUCACCACAGUCCAUUAAUCCAUCGACUUCCUGUGGAUCAGAAGCCCCUGAUGCCCAACAUUUGUACAACUCAGGUAAUUUUCAGAACCAACCUGACUUGCAGGAGCACGGAUAUCAGUCACGUUCCGGGAACAUGGGCGACGGGCAUAGCUCAGGCCAGCAAUGGGGAAGCGUCUCGUCUAAUCAUCCACUUGCAAUGCAGUGAACUGAACGGGACAAUCUGGAUAUGAAUCGGUGAGUUUCGGGUUUUCAAUAUUGUCGUCGGCAAUUCAUUCUUGGCUGUUCUUUUGAGUAGUGUUUGUGCAGAGGAGUAAGUGAUGGAAUGGCUUCUUGUUCCUGUUCUUGUGUGUACCAAAUGUCUUUUAGGAUCAGUUUAGUUAUGCAUGUACUGCUUUGAGGGCUUGUUUGAUUUUAGUAAAAUAUUGCUCCAAUUUAUAUAUAUGUUCUUGUUGCAUUGCAUCGGUAAAAUAUAUUUAUUUUU
Molecule: messenger RNA, 2577 nt
Organism: Andrographis paniculata
Lineage: Eukaryota; Viridiplantae; Streptophyta; Magnoliopsida; Lamiales; Acanthaceae
Product: nuclear transcription factor Y subunit A-1-like
Exons: 5
Coding region: 1369-2301 (310 amino acids)
Biological process (GO): regulation of transcription by RNA polymerase II
Cellular component (GO): CCAAT-binding factor complex
Molecular function (GO): DNA-binding transcription factor activity, RNA polymerase II-specific; RNA polymerase II cis-regulatory region sequence-specific DNA binding
Source: RefSeq, a predicted model, not a curated record